AUGACCGGAAUCGGCAAGACUACUCUCGUCAAACAAGUUUACAACGAUCCGCGUGUUGUAAAGGAGUUCGAAACUCGUUUAUUUCUGCACAUCGGCCCAAGCUAUAAUCUAUUGGAAGAUAUUCUACUGCUUGUUCUCAAUCAACUUGGCGUCAACAUUUCUGAUAAUGUUGUUGACGAUAAAUAUGAUUAUUUGAAGAAGCGAUUGAGGGAGGCUUUGUCUAGUAAAAAGUAUCUAAUUGUGUUAGACGACGUAUGGUCUGUUUUCCGGCAUGAGCUAAAAUAUGAUGCUUUCCCAAAUAACACAAGAGAAAGUCGCGUCAUCAUCAUAUCUCACGUCCAACCCGUAAGGUAUUACAACUACGAAACCCAUGACUUCCUAGUACCAUUGCUGAAGGACGAAGAAAGUUGGAAACUACUUCGUCAAACGGCAUUUAGUAAUAGUGAAGAAAAGUGCAAUCGAGAACUUGAGAAAAUCGGGAAACAGAUUGCCAGGAACUGCGAAGGACUCCCAGCUGCAAUUAUACAAGUUGGAGAGAACCUGCGCGGUAAGUCGUUCGAGGAAUGGAAGACAUUAUCGGAAAAUGAAGAUCCAUUCGUCAUCACAAGAGAUGACAAUACACCCCUCUCAAUGUCACUAUAUUUUAGUUACUUGAUGUUGCCUCAAUAUCUAAAGGCAAGCUUUCUCUAUAUAGGUGUGUUCCCAAAACAUUAUGGUAUUUCUCGAUCCAAGCUCAUCAAAUUAUGGCUUUCUGAGGACUUGGUCAUUCAUGGUUAUGAUGAAGAAAAAACUGUUGGAGAUGACUUGGAUCUACUUAUUCGCCAUGCUGUUGUUUUGGGAGAAAAGCAGACAUCUGUAGAUUCUAGGUCAACUAAGAGUUGCAGAUUGCAUUUCACCUUUCGGAGUCUAUGUGUUAAUGAAGCUAAGAGUGAAAAGUUUUUCCAUAUCCUCAAAAAGUACACCGAUUGUGAGCCAGAGAACAUCCAAAGGCAGCAGCGUUUGUGCGUCCACAAUAAUGUUGUUCUUGCUUUCACACAAGUUCAUGAAUGGAUGGAAUCAGUUCCAAAUGCACGAUCACUUCUCUGUUACGGUCCAAAACAACAAUAUCCAGUCUUGUUGCCCUUGUGUUUAAGGUUGCUCAAGAUACUAGAUGCACUUGCGAUCCGCUUCUACGAGUUCCCACAUCAAGUUCUUGCAUUAAUUCACUUAAGGUAUUUUGCCAUCACGUGUGACGGAGAGCUCCCCAACUCCAUAUCAAGACUUUGGAACCUCGAAGUCUUGAUUUUGGGUCAACAUCAUAACAUAAAAUUGUGGAAUAAUGGUCCAGUUUACCUGCCUAUAGAGAUCUGGAAUAUGCAUAAACUAAAAGAACUUUACUGCAAGGGCUUUGACCUGCCAACUCCUCCUCUCGGUGAUUCUUAUCUUCAGAAUCUCUUCACAAUUUCAGGUGUGAGUGUUCACAGUUGUACUAUGGAAGUGCUUUCAAGAAUCCCCAAACUAAAGAGAAUAGCUGUUCAGAUCGAGUCAGCACACGAGUCAAUCGAAACCUUCAGUUUUUUCGGUCAUUUUGCCACUCGCUAUGAUGAAUUUGAGUCAUUGAAAUGCGUUGUUGUAAAUCCUAAUCUGAGCUCUCAUGUUGUUCGUUGUGUUCCAAAAUUUCCUAUGAACAUUACAAAGAUAAGUUUGCAUGGAUGUGGAUUACCGUGGAAGAAUAUGGGGGUGAUUGCAGCAUUACCAUAUCUUAAAGUGCUCAAACUGCGAUGGUAUGCCUUUUGCGGCCCUCACUGGAUAGUCAACAGUGGGGAGUUUCCCAGGCUUAGGAUUCUGCUACUUGAAGACUUGGAUAUAGAGCACUGGGAGUCAAACAAUAAAGGGCUUCAGAGGUCGGGACUUCAUCCGGAACAUUUGAUUGUUAAGCAUUGCUAUAAAUUGAAAAACAUCCCGGGUCGAUUCCUUGCCGGCAUAGUAGAGGUGGAUGAUUGCAGCAUAUCCCUGGUGGAAAAAAUGCGGGAGUGGCGAUCCAUUGACGUUAAAAUCCAUUCUUCAACUACUGAUCUAUAA
Erythranthe guttata (spotted monkey flower) is the source of this 2061-nucleotide messenger RNA. RefSeq names its product putative late blight resistance protein homolog R1A-10. Gene Ontology annotation, molecular function: ADP binding. NCBI's taxonomy places the organism in Eukaryota, Viridiplantae, Streptophyta, Magnoliopsida, Lamiales, Phrymaceae. The record is from RefSeq and is a predicted model, not a curated record. Gene Ontology annotation, biological process: defense response to other organism.